CAAGACGGGACCGCAUUUUCUGAUCGUUUUGCGCCUUGAUUUUUAUCAUUUUUAUUUUGGUAUCUUAACACCCGCAUUUUUUUCAUAUUGUGUGAACGUGCACGAAAGGGAGUGUUCCUCGAAAAAAAAAAAGUUACUCCAUAUAUGGCGCAGUCACCCCACCUUCGUUCACCACUAACGCUGAUUCCCCAUGCUGUCCAUCCUUCUCCGGGAUCGCCUUCGUCAUGGCUCGCGCAUCAUGCCCCAGCCCAAUCACCUCCUUUAUCGUUGAACCCACCGGCCAACUAUGGCACGCAAUAUUUUGAUAUUAAUCCUCACGCGCAUUCAAGCCGGUCUGACUGUAUGCCGCCUCGUCCACCAACUGUCAAAUCCGAUUUCUCUCCGAUUAGGUCGUACACAAGUUUCUCCAUGUCUCAGCCCACUACUCCACAACCUACGACUGAUGGCUCUCUUUCAGACUAUCCUUCACCAUCUCAUCUUCGUGCCCAAGUGCCUGAAACCUCCACUGAUCCAGCACCAGAACAUGACAUCACAAGUAAGCCUAACGAGGAACCAAUCAAACCACCAGAAGCGAAAUCCAGACAAGCUCGGUCCACCUCGUCUCGAAGAAAACGCAAUCCUUUUGAUAGCGACCCCGUCGCUGGUCCUUUAUUUGGUGCUACCAAGUAUAAAGGAAAUAUCUACUGGAGAGAUCGUCAAUCCGUAUUGGAUUUGACACUCAAAGGCAAAAUUGAAAAAGGUUUCUUUCUGGCCGACGAUGACUGGACUUGCUAUCGUCGCAAUUACUUUCAGAUCAGUACGUCCUUUAUAUUGCAAGGCAUCGAUGCCUUGUACGACGGCCAGGAUCUGCCCUGUGUUAUCAAAGAAGACGGCACCUUCCAUGAAUUUCAACACUUUGUAGUGGGCAUUUCCGCUCGGUUAGCUGACAGUGAAAAAGCGAUUACCUUGAUUCAGCAUACUGUGAAACGGGACAAGGGACCCCAGCAACUGCCUGAGCUGAGAACGAUUCGUCCGGGUGGGGAUCUCGCCUUUAGCACCGUCGGUGCAAGUCAAUCGAUUGUCACUUUUGAACGUAUCCAAUUCAAAUCAGCUACGGCAAAUAAUGGUAAACGUCGAGCUGCACAGCAAUACUUUGUCCUGGUGGUGAAGCUGUAUGCAAAACUGGACGAUGAGCGACUGGUGGAAGUGGCCUCUAUUACAUCGUCGCAGCUUGUGGUUCGAGGACGGAGUCCCGGACACUAUGCUGACAGCGCCAACCGGUCUACUCCCGACGCAACGCCUGCGCCGCAAAAGAAACAACGUAACAACCACCCGAUCUCAUCCAUGCUUUCUCCCCGACCGCCGUCGAUGGUGGUCAAAUCUUCCACUCCAUUACCCGCCGUGGAAUAUUCCGAUUUGGGAUACCAUGCUCCUUUGAACUCGCCGUUUGCACCUUCGGAACCGGAAAGACAACCUUAUUUGAACUCACCAUUUGGUCCUUCGGAACCCGAAAAGUCAGUCAUCGAUUCCACACACGCACGGGAUGCUUCCUCCACAGGGUAUAAAUCAUACCAUCAGCGAUAUUCGUCUGGAGCUCCCAAUAGCCGCCAACGAACGGAAACAUCGGCCUCAGAUCCCUACUUGUACACUACGUUGCAUGGCAACGGUCAGGCGCCUUCGAAACCGUCCGAGUUCUCCAUGUAUUUACCGUUGGAGCAAUUGAAUGCGCCGUCUUUGCAUGAUCGUUGGUCACGUAUACGCGUAGCCUCCCAUCCCAGUCACGGCAGUAGCGAUGGUGCACAUUCUCGUAUGUCCCCUUAUUUGCAUGGCGAUUCAACGCUAUCAACCAAUGUUCAUUUAUAUGAACAUCCAUCCAUGGCCCCUUAUUCCAAUCAGCCUCAUACCAAUACGGACUCGAUUCCACCAUAUCCUUUGCUUGAUUCUCAUCGUACGCUCACGACGAGUCACAGUUUACCUUCACCGGGCCAUUCUUCUUCAUACCAAGAUUGGCAUUAUCGCAAUCAACAAGUGUCACAAGCAAGACAACACUAUAUCGAGCAUCCAUUUGAGCCACACAGUCGUCACCAUUCAUCCAAUGAUACGCAUUAAUUCCCAAUCAACGAACCUAUUUCAUUUUUCAAAACAUGACAUGCACUGACAGUAGCUGCUAUUGUAGAUAUGUUGUAGUCGAUCAUCUUGUUUUUUCAUUCCCCUCACUCAUUUCAGCGUUAUCUUCAUCAGAUCUCGCUAUACACUCGUUUCCCUGUAAUC
Radiomyces spectabilis is the source of this 2250-nucleotide messenger RNA. RefSeq lists its product as uncharacterized. Gene Ontology annotation, biological process: meiotic cell cycle; positive regulation of transcription by RNA polymerase II. Gene Ontology annotation, molecular function: DNA binding; DNA-binding transcription factor activity. The transcript has 5 exons. Gene Ontology annotation, cellular component: nuclear chromosome. NCBI's taxonomy places the organism in Eukaryota, Fungi, Mucoromycota, Mucoromycetes, Mucorales, Radiomycetaceae. The record is from RefSeq and is a predicted model, not a curated record. The coding region runs from base 145 to 2088 and encodes 647 amino acids.